Molecule: messenger RNA, 5438 nt
Organism: Nematostella vectensis (starlet sea anemone)
Lineage: Eukaryota; Metazoa; Cnidaria; Anthozoa; Actiniaria; Edwardsiidae
Product: neurogenic locus notch homolog protein 1
Exons: 21
Coding region: 143-4717 (1524 amino acids)
Biological process (GO): establishment or maintenance of epithelial cell apical/basal polarity; heterophilic cell-cell adhesion
Cellular component (GO): protein-containing complex; plasma membrane
Molecular function (GO): calcium ion binding
Source: RefSeq, a predicted model, not a curated record
CCUGCUCAGGUCAACACGGUCUUCAAACGUACGCGGGAUUGACACUGAUCAUCAUUAAUGGUCGACGACAUUUUGUCUUGAUUUAUAUUUCAAAAAUGAUUUUGAAAUGGUGAACGAAUUAAGGUGAUAGGAAGGUUUCAAGAUGAGAAGUCUUCUCCUGCACUUUGGGUCUUGCCUGCUUAUGGCUUUGAUUUUGCUCAAAGGGACAAAAGCUGUUUCACGGAGACAAAACAAAGAUUAUUAUGACUUGAUGGAAAAUCGGGGAGAUCAGCGUCAUAGUACAGAAAAUAGUAGAUAUUUGUAUCGCAGAAAUUCAGAGGGACAAAGUUGGGAUGAAGUCGAAAAGGCAAAAUAUAAAAGGAAUUCCCGACAUCGUAGAUUAAAACGGAAAGAUCUUAAACUGAAGGACGUUCCUUCUGACGAGUUUCCCGAACCAGAGUCACCAUUACAGGUUGUCGAAACUUCGGCUGUUCUCAAAGACAAGCUAAGUAAACCUAAGCAAGAACAAGGGCCAAUGAAGGCGAUACAUAUUUGGGGGCCAACACCGUAUAAGACUGUCGUUGAUAAUCUGAUACGCCUGAACAGCGCGAUAGGCGAAAGGCAAGGUUUGCUCCCUGAAGGGCUUAAUCGCUACGAAGCCUUUAAACUCUUACACAAGCCUGACAUCAAAGCCUCGAUUCCUAUGAAUAUAGGUGUACCUUUACACGUCAAUCAAGCCCCUCGGGUAAUACACAUGGCUGGGCAGCCCGUGCAUUUUAACCGCCCUAUAGCAUCAGAAGCGAGGCAAGUACUGGCAAGACCUUAUUUCAGCGAGCAGCCAGAGCCAAUGAUGCGAGACAUAGGGGAUCCUAAUACAUUGAAUGUGCCUAACGAUGUUCAGGGCCCAGAGGGUAUGCUCCCUCAGCAGUUCAGGCCAUUUGUAGGCGACAAUGGAGAUCCAAUUCACAUGGCUGAAGCGUUAAGUCAGACGAAUCAUCUUUAUCAUCGACAUCAUCAUCACCAUCAUCAUGAAGUCUCAACCAGGGCCAAGUGUGAGCCGAAUCCGUGCCUUAAUGACGGUGUGUGCACAGCUUUCUUGCACGACUACGAAUGCGCAUGCCCCGCAGGAUUCAUGGGAAGACACUGUGAAGACACGAACCAGUGCAUUCCGAAUCCUUGCAAGAACAAUGGCAACUGCUACCCCACCGUGUCUGGUUUCGUGUGCACUUGUGUGCGUGGGUUCAAGGGGACCAAUUGCGAAGUGGCCAAUAAAUGUCUUCCAAAUCCCUGCAAAAACGGUGCCAUGUGCGUGGAACACGGGGACAGUACCGAGUACUCAUGCAUAUGCAAGUCUGGCUUCAAAGGAAGCAACUGUGAAGAGGCGGAUUACUGCGGUGGUUAUAAUCGAUGCAAGAAUGGCGGUACAUGUAUGAAUGGCCAGCAAAUGUUUGUCUGUAGAUGUCCCGCGGGUUUUACGGGACGGGACUGUGGAGAUCUUGACAUAUGCCACUCCAAUCCAUGUGUGAAUGGCGGUCAGUGCCUUUCCACCGGUUCUGGCACGUUCACCUGCCAGUGCCCCUUAUCGUACAGGGGCCUCACGUGCGAAGAACGCGUAUCGAGCUGUGAGUCCUCCCCCUGUGAGAACGGGGCAACGUGCAUUGAAACUGAUCACGACAGCUUCAGAUGCGAGUGUACUGAUAAGUACGGCGGCCAUUUGUGUCGAGAUAUAAUAGAUCCUUGCCAGCGAAACCCCUGUCUGAAUGGUGGACACUGCACGUCAGCUGGAGAUUCGUACAAAUGCGCCUGCAAUGAGGGAUACAGCGGAACAACAUGUGAAGUUACGCUCCACACCGAAUGCAUGGACUGUCACGUAAACGCUGGCUGUACGGACGGCAAGUGUGUAUGUCAUUCCGGUUACUACGGCAACGGACACCACUGCGAACCUCUACCAGAUAUAUCAAGUUUGCUGAUGAACGGAAGGUUUCCUGGCCUUAACGUGUCACAAUUUUAUACAGAUGUCAACAGAUGCCACCCUAACCCUUGCUAUAAUGGCGGGUCUUGUACUACUCGACACGACGGCUACACGUGCGAAUGUGCCAAAGAGUACACAGGCACCGAUUGCAAAGAUCCCAGGCCGUGUUUGAGCCAGCCGUGCCACAACGGGGGAACUUGUACGGAGACGGGAGGCGGUGCCUUUGUUUGCGCAUGCACUGAAGGAUACAGUGGGGCAAAUUGUGAAGAACCCACUUCGUGCGAACCCAACCCCUGUUCUAACGGAGCCACGUGCAUCCCACGUGACGGAUCAUUCAUCUGCAAGUGCCCCACUCGCUAUCAGGGACCUACUUGUGAAGUUGACAAGUGUUCAUUAUGUGAUGUGCAUGCACACUGCGAGAAUGGAAGAUGCGUGUGCGAUGAGGGAUACUCAGGAGAUGGAACCAAAGGCGGUUGUUUCAAGGAUGGAGCUGCAAACCCGAGAUUCUGUCUGCCAAGUCCGUGCCUAAAUGGUGGCUCCUGCCAAGAGCUUCCAAAUGGCUAUGUAUGUCUGUGUGAACCGGGCUUUAACGGAAGAAACUGCGAGAAGGACCUGGCGGCCCCCACGAAACCUCCCAGCCCAUGUCUAUCCAACCCGUGCCGCCAUGGUGGGACCUGUAUGGACGAGGGAGGAAAGUUCCGGUGCGUUUGUGCAGAUGGUUACAAGGGCGAGUUGUGCGAGAAGAAAGCCCAGCACUUCUGUCAUCCCAACCCAUGUCUCCAUGGCGGCACGUGUGACGAGAAGGAAGAUGGCUACACGUGUCGGUGUAUAGGAGCAUACCGAGGCGAACACUGUGACGUUGACGACUGUGACGAGUGCGACCCACAUGCGAUCUGCAUCCAAGGAGCGUGUAGAUGUAGAGUCGGAUACAAAGGCGAUGGAUUCCAAUGCACCAAAAUCAAAACAUGCAACGACUGCAAUCGCCAUGCCACGUGCGUUGCCAACGAGUGCGUGUGCAACCCUGGAUACACCGGCGACGGACACCAAUGCCAACCGGACACGUGUGAUUCAUGUCCACCCAACUCCCAUUGCAUGCGGGGAGUUUGUGUCUGCGGCAAAGGAUACUACUUUGACGGCAAACACUGCGUAGCUCCGCCCCACGUGACGCACAAAGAGCCCUGCCCUGUUAUAUGCGCCACAGACUGUCAAUCAUCCUGCCCAUCCCACUGCUGUUACCAUGGUCACCCAAUCAACGUGGUACACGUCACAGACGCAUGUCCAUCAAUAUGCGCCACAGACUGUAAACCAUCCUGUCCAUUCCACUGCUGUUACCAAAGCAACCCGGCCCACGUAACGCAAGUCACGGAAUCAUGCCCAUCCGUAUGUGCUACGGACUGUCAAUCAUCUUGCCCAGCACACUGCUGUCACCAUGGCAACAGUGCUUGUCCAACGCAAUGCAGCGUGAGCUGCGCGCCUAGCUGUCCUGAUCAUUGCUGCGCCCUACCUACCCACCAGCCAGCGGUAGCGUGCCCGGUAUCAUGCGCAACGUCUUGCACAGCCACUUGCCCGAAACACUGCUGCAAAGAUACCGUCACGCCAAUUACGGUGCACAAAAUAGACACGUGCCCAGCGCAAUGCAAAGUCGCGUGUGUACCAUCGUGCCCUGCACACUGCUGUACGCAAACCCCUACCCACCUCCCCCAGCCACCCCCUGUGAAGCAACCGACCACGUGUCCGCAGGAAUGCGCCAAUCAAUGCUCUCCGUCGUGCCCUGUCACGUGCUGCACUCAAAUAUGUCCCGGAUACUGCUCAUACGAUUGGUGUCGGCCAACCUGUCCGACCGCUUGCUGCACAAAGCACACUAUGCCUAAACCAAGGAACCCCCCUGCCAAUCUAGCAUACCAUCCCAAGAUUACGCCAACAGCGAAUCGCUUCAUGGCACCAUCUACUCUCGUCUGCCCGACUCAGUGCACCGGCACAUGCGCCCCAUCAUGCCCCGCUCGCUGCUGUGUCCCGGAAACUAGUCUGAGAAGCUCGGCGAGGUCUACGGCAAGCAGCCUGAAGAAUACGGCGAACAUACCCCCUGGACGUCCUCUUUGGCCUCCGAUGACUUCUUCGUAUAGUUUUCAAGCAAGUCAGGGCACUAUGAAUCGAAACUCUGUUAAUCCAUUAAGUUCACUUCUUGGAUCCCAUACACGGCUUGCAGCUUUGCAAAUGCCAAGUGGCCCACAAGGACAGUCAUCGGCGAAUUCUGUUGCAUCCUAUAUAGGAACACCUGGCAGUAAAGCUUCAUCAAAUGUUCAAUCCGCACCUCCCAUUGUGCAGUCAAUGUCAUCAGGCCGACCAAUUUCGUCCUUUGCACAACCUCAAUCAUCUGCUGCUAUUCCUUUACCAAAUUAUCAAGCGUCUUCCUACACAAAUUAUCGUGGGACCCCAAAUUCCAACCAAGCGCCACUUUCUUCAUCUGCUGGGGUACCAAUUUCGUGGAACCCUUUGUCGACACUUAACGGGUUUCCUGGAACCCAGUUGACGUCAGGUAGAGGUCAGGCGUACCCCUAUGCAUCGACGCAGUUUCCUUCGAACACUAAUCCAAAGCUGAUUCAGUCAUUGGCCAUGCUGUCCGGGAAAUCUGGAAGCUGUCCGGCUGAGUGUUUGAGGAGGUGCUCUUCUGCUUGUCCGAUGCAAUGUUGCCAAGGGCAGCAGAAGAAAGGGACGAUAGGAAGUGUCUCCAAAGAAGGGAACACGGUGUACAUCGUAGAUAAGUAGUUGCACAAAGCGCUAACAUGGCGUAUAAUAACACAGAUAGUGGGUCUAGCCCAAAAUGUAUAUACUUGCACACCCAACACUAAACAAGAAAGAAACAUUCUUUAAAAACAGCUUACUUUCGGGAGCAAAGAAAAAUGUUUCGCAGAAAAUUUUGUUACCCCUUACUCCUUGGAACAAGUGUAAAACAUCCCUAGACAAAUCUUCCUCACUCUUACUUCUGGGAGGAAGUGUAAAAAAAUAAACAAAUGUUCCUAAAAUUGGAAGCAUAAGAAAAUGUACAUAUUGGAUUUCAACAAAAUUAUAAUUAAAUAAAGUAGAAAACGAAACAGUAUAGGCUAUAAGAGGUAGAUCUAGCCUUUAAUUGAAGAGGGGGCUGGUUUGGUGACAAGGGGGGGAUCUUUUUGUUACAUUUGGCUUUCUGACCUAUACAGACACAAAUACCUAAGAAGGCAGGUUUACUUUUUUUUUGAAGAGGGGGACUUAAAAAAAGCAAACGAGCUGGGAAGGGCACAAACCUUACAGGAAUGUUCCUUAUGGCAUAACUUCCUUUGGCGGGGGGGGGGGGGGGGGGGGGGGGCUUUUCCAUCCCCCUAAACCUUCCUCCUAGAUCCGCUACUGACUAACACAUUACAACCAAUUGCCCAAAUAAAUGUUGCUACACCAUGAUAUGAAAUAUUUGUAACUUUUAACUGUUUUUAACAAUAAAACACUAUCGUACUAA